Messenger RNA from Pseudomyrmex gracilis, 2781 nucleotides. It is a transcript of the gene Mer, whose product is annotated as merlin. The transcript is spliced from 8 exons. Gene Ontology annotation, molecular function: cell adhesion molecule binding; actin binding. Gene Ontology annotation, cellular component: filopodium; cytoskeleton; adherens junction. The record is from RefSeq and is a predicted model, not a curated record. Gene Ontology annotation, biological process: regulation of gliogenesis; regulation of cell shape; regulation of organelle assembly. Bases 411 to 2324 code for a protein of 637 amino acids. NCBI's taxonomy places the organism in Eukaryota, Metazoa, Arthropoda, Insecta, Hymenoptera, Formicidae.
UGUGUGUUUGUAUUGGUUCGAUCCGUAUGUGUAUAUAAUAGCGUAAUUUGCGAAAAUAACAAAUGGACGAUCGCGUACAUAUGAAAUUAACGAGGCAAACAGGAUGUGAUUGCAUAAACACGCGCGCAAAGAAAUAGUAGAUUUUCGGUCAAGUUUGGCGUCAGUGAAAUUCCAUAUUUUGUCGUGUGUCGACAGAGUACUCCAAGAUAGAUAUGUGAGGUUAUUUGUCUCGCUUGGGUCGUCGUGGUCGUUGUCUCUCUUAACGGAUACGUCGCAAGAAUGUGAUACGCCGAGAUAUUUUUUGAUAACCAGCGUAAAUCGCAUUGUUCGUUGUGUUCCGUUCAGCGUUGCGACAGCGAUCGUAUCGACUUUUGCGAUGCUAAUAAAUAAAUACGGUGUAAAAUAAGAUAAUGUCACCUUUUCGGAGAAAAAAAUCUAGGAAAUCCUUCCCUGUGAAAGUCUGCACUCUAGAUGCGGAACUCGAAUUUAAUCUCGAGUGGAGAUCAACAGGCAGAGAUUUGUUUGACUUGGUGUGUCGCACAAUAGGAUUGAGGGAAACUUGGUAUUUUGGACUUCAGUAUGAAGACGCAAAGGGUUUUAUCUCUUGGUUAAAACUUGAUAAAAAAGUUCAGGAUCAAGGUAUCUCACAACAACCAACCACAUCUUUCAUGUUCCUGGCAAAAUUUUAUCCUGAGGAUGUGGCUGAAGAACUCGUGCAAGAAGUUACUCAGCAUCUGUUUUUUUUGCAAGUAAAACAAGCUAUUUUAGCUAUGGACAUUUAUUGUCCACCUGAAGCUUCUGUGUUGCUAGCUUCUUAUGCUGUUCAAGCAAAGUAUGGUGAUUAUGAUGAAGUUUCAUAUCGACCUGGAAUGCUCGCCAGUGAAGAUUUGCUUCCACAGAGAGUUAUAGAUCAGUAUCAAAUGACUCCAGAAAUGUGGGAAGAUAGGAUAAAAAUUUGGUAUGCCGAUCAUCGUGGUAUGUCUCGAGACGAAGCGGAAAUGGAGUAUCUGAAGAUUGCUCAGGAUCUUGAUAUGUAUGGUGUAAACUAUUUUCCUAUUAGUAAUAAGAAGGAGACAAAUCUUUGGCUUGGAGUGACGUCGUUAGGAUUGAAUAUUUACGAAAAGGAGAAUAAAUUAGCACCGAAGACUACAUUUACAUGGUCAGAGAUACGUCAUAUUAGCUUCGACGACAAAAAGUUCAUAAUUAAAACCGUGGAGAAGACAUCACCGAACUUCGUGUUCUUCUCGCAGAAAGUUCGCAUGAAUAAACUGGUAAAGAAACAGUCAGAUGUUGGCAGCUGGGUGAAGGGUUUGAUAGCUUUAGGAUUCGACGAACAUAAUAGUGACAAAGCUGCUCACGUGUUAUUUGUUAAGAUCCUGGACCUGUGUAUUGGCAACCACGAUUUGUUCAUGAGGCGACGAAAACCAGACUCCAUGGAGGUUCAGCAGAUGAAAGCGCAGGCCAAAGAAGAAAAAUCCAGGAGGCAAAUUGAAAGAAACAAAUUAGCACGAGAAAAGCAACUGAGAGAAGCGGCGGAAAGAGAGAAGGCUGCAAUGGAGCAACGACUUUUACAAUAUCAAGAAGAAAUACGGCUUGCAAACGAAGCUCUUAGAAGAUCUGAAGAGACGGCAGAUCUUUUAGCCGAGAAAAGUCGCGUAGCUGAAGAAGAAGCAAUGCUUUUGAGUCAGAAAGCGUCAGAAGCCGAACAAGAGAUUACGCGUAUACGGUUAAACAACAUGAAGACUGAAGAAGAGAAAGUCCACUUGGAAAGGAAGACCAGAGAGGCUGAAUUGUUAACAGAAAGACUGGUUCAAGAAUCGGAACGUAGAGCUGCUGAAGCCGAAAAGUUGAAGGACGAACUAUUACGAGCAAGAAUCGCCGAGAAAGAAGCUAAGGAGAAAUUAUUAGAAUUUCUUAGUAGAAAUACCUACACUACUACAAUACCUCCUGUGCCAAAUAUGUUCCCAUCGACGCAAGUGCUUCCACCAGACUUGCAAGCGGAUCUUCAGACUCUGCAACUAGACGGAGAACACCUAUCACCUGACAUAACAUCUUAUGAUCUUAUCGCCGAUGGAGAUGUCGAUCAACUCUCGAUCGAAAUCGAAAAGGAAAGAGUCGAUUAUUGGGAAAAGAGUAAACAUUUGCAGGAGCAAUUGCGAGAAUUGCGUUCCGAAAUCGAAGUUUUGAAAGUUGGUGAGAAACAAUGCGACUUGGAUCAACUGCAUGAAGAGCAAGUACGACUCGGUGAGAAUAAAUAUAGCACACUGAAAAAAGUAAAAUCUGGAUCUACUAAAGCUAGAGUCGCCUUUUUCGAAGAGUUGUAACGUAUGUGUGCGUGUGUGUGUAUGUGAAGAGAAAGCAGUAUUAAAAGACGCGUAUUAAAUACAGAAUUUUUGAUUCAAUUAAAUUAAAAACUAAAUAAUAAGAAAAAGUUAAAUAACGAGAACAUGUACUGAAGUCUUCAAUAAUUCGCUUCUCGAAAGAAAAAUAAGCUUUUAUCAUACGUAUUACACUGCUGUAACUGGCGAAUAGCUGAACAGUAGUGGUUUCUUUUUUCUUGCAAAGCAAAUUAGCGAAGACUUGUAUACAUAUGUAUUGUAUGUGAGUCUUAUAAAAUUAUUGUUUAUAUGAACGCGUGUGUAUACACAUACGUUUACAUGAACAAAAAUUAAAAUUAAGAUAUUUCAUUAUACGUACAUAUCUAGGUUUCAGUAAAAAUUGUUUUAAAUGUUAAUAAGGAGAAAUAAUCGAUUUUAUCACUUUAUUAUUACUAUAUACACA